Messenger RNA from Rhopilema esculentum, 3720 nucleotides. RefSeq names its product amyloid-beta A4 protein. The record is from RefSeq and is a predicted model, not a curated record. NCBI's taxonomy places the organism in Eukaryota, Metazoa, Cnidaria, Scyphozoa, Rhizostomeae, Rhizostomatidae. Gene Ontology annotation, cellular component: membrane. Gene Ontology annotation, molecular function: transition metal ion binding; heparin binding.
UCGACCUAAUAACUUAUAAGUUUCGUCACCGCACAGUGUUGAAUUUCAAAAUUACAAGGUAUUGCAAAAGGAGAAACCAUAUUUUAUAGUACAGGGAUAGGUUAUCUUUCCAGGAGAAUGCUGAAACCUAUCACCAUUUUUAUUGCCGUGCUGGUAGCACAGGCUUUUGGUAGUAUUUUGGAUCUUUUUGACCAAACUGGACAUGAACCCAGAGUGGCAAUUUAUUGUGGACAUGUGCCUUUUCACAUUGACUUGAAAACAGGAAAGUGGGUUAGUGAUCAAAAGGUUGAAGCCCAGUGUGAUACCAACAAGGAAGAUGUCAAAAGAUACUGUCAAAAAGCAUAUCCGAGCCUAAACAUCACCAACAUUGUUGAAGCCAACAAGAAAGUUAAAAUUGAGAACUGGUGCAAAGUUGGUUCAAAGGAAUGCAAUGUUGUGAAGAAAGUUGUACCAUACCGAUGCCUUGUUGAUGAGUAUGAAGCAGAUGCUUUAAUGGUGCCAAAGGGCUGCAAGUUUAAUCACCUUCACGAUGAAGCAUCCUGCAUGACUCACGAUGAAUGGAAGGUAAAAGCUAAGGCAUUCUGUAAGAAAGAUGACAUGCACCUUAAUGAGUAUGGAAUCCUCCUAAGCUGUGGCAUUGAUAUGUUCACUGGUGUUGAGUUUGUCUGCUGCCCCGUUGACAAAAAGAAGGAGGAGCCUAAACGUUUUAUAAAGAAGAAAAUUCUCCCAGUUGAUAGAAUAGCACUUGAAGAGGCCGUAAAGGAAGUUGAGAAAUUUCUGCCAGAGGAAACCAAAGGUUGUGACAGAGCCAUGUAUGAGACAAAAAGGCAGCAGCUUGAAGAGAGUCACCGAAGCAAGAUUGCAGCUGUUGUUGAUGAGUGGGAUGAGGCAGAAACUCGAUACAAGAAAAUGAAUGCAGUCAGCCCCAAAAAGGCACAGGAAAAAAUGAAAAAAACUCUGCAAGUGUUUAGAGAAACCUUGGCUGCAUUGGAGGAAGAAGCAAAAGAAGCAAGAGAUCGUCUCAAAACUGAACAUGCAAAAUGCAUUCAAGUCAACAUCAACAAAAGCAAGAGAGAAUCAAUGCUCGCCUACUUUUUGGCCAUCCAGGAAAGACCACACUCAAUGAAGAACAUCAUCAGAAGUGCCAGAAAAUUCUUCCAGAGUUGUGAGCAUGAUCGCCUUCACAGUCUGCGCCACUUCCAACAUUUGAGAAAGCAGAAGCCAAAGAUUGUUGAAUCGCUACGUAAAGAUCUUCUUGUUCACCUCCAACAGCUGAAUGACCUUGUGAACAAAAGUUUGGGUUUGCUUUCCUUCCUCCCUGAUGUCGCAGAAAAGUUUUAUAUCCACGAAGUCUUCAAACUUACACCUACUCAAGUACCAGAGAAAAUUUUAAGCAAAGCCCCAACUACUGUGGCUACCGAAGAACCUGUGACAGAAGGACUCCUUGUUGAUGAACUAGAAGAGAAGGUACCUAUUGAUACGCUCGAGGAGCCAUUUGACGGGCCAUUCACAGAGGAGCAAGAAUUAACCACAAAAGAGCCAGCCACAGAGGCACCUGUUGAAGUCACUACAGUCAAACCAGCGGAAGUUGCGCCAAUCACUACCAUACAUCACAAAUUCGGUGAGGGACUAUUGAGGCUGAUCAAAAAGAAAGGAAACUUUCAGAUCCCUCACAAAAAACCACUGGAGCAUCUUAUGAAGAUCGAUGAAGAGGAGCCAAGGUCGGCAGAGACUGAGGUGGACGGACCUAAGGAAGUAGAAGUUAAUAACGAGUCAAAGGAUCACUUUUCUAAGAACACCUUGAAUCCAACUGACCAGCCACCGAAAACAAUUGACUCAUCAGAGCUUGAGGAGCCAUUAAGCGACCAAAACAAGCCAACCGAACCCAAGCCUCAAAAGAAACAUCACCACCAUGCAUUUUUCAAGCAUCCUCGCUCACCAGCUCUGUUUGCAGCUGUUAUAGGUCUGAGCUGCGGCGCCCUUGUCAUAAUGCUUGCGAUUAUUGUUGCAUUGGUGAUGCGAAGAAACAGAGCCAACCAAGGUCGCCUUUUGGUCAAUGAUGCAGGACCCGAAGACCAGGAGCAUCUUGUCAAAAUGCAGAAGAAUGGAUACGAAAACCCGACAUACAAGUUUUUCUAUUACUAGACUGUAUAUUAAGAUGAUUUGAUGAUUUGUGCUAUGCUUUUGUUACUUUAAAUCUUUGAUUGCAUUUGCACUAGUUAAAGCCAACAAGACUUUCGAUUUUCUGUCGAUAAUUCCAUCAUCGAGAUCAACUCGCUGAUACAGGACCUCGCCUGACCGUAAAUUUUGUCUUUGCAAGUAGUGAUGUCUUUCGAGCAAAAGUUGCCGCCAGAAACGCAAAUCAAAACUCUUGGACUGGUUUGGUUACAUAAAACGAUUGCUGUCCUUAAUCAAUGAGUUUAAAGCUGCCCUUAACAAGUCUUCAAAAACAGAAAAUUGUUUUCACGUACAGGCUUGCGAUGUUAUAAAUUGAUGAAUUUAUCAAGCUCUUCGUUUUGAAGUCUUGCAUUUUUGUAAUUUUAAGUAGACUUUUGCAAAUGCAUUUUUGGAGUAAUAUUUCGAUUUUUUAUGACUUAUUUCGUAUUAUUUCAUGUUAAGCUUCAUUGUUUGAAAGGUGUCGUUAGUUAUUGCCUCAUGUUAUCGUCAUAUUUGGCACAAAUGCGUUCCACGAUGCCACAUUUAAUCAUAAAUUAUCAUUAAUGGAUGUUAUUCACAUUGCACCAUGUUUGAAUGCUUAGGACACGUCGCCUUGUCAGUUAAAGAACAUUCAAGUCAUUUUAGCCUUGUGCUGGUGUGUCUAAAUGUGGACAAAAAGAGGUAUAUCUGGGAUUUAUCUGUAUUUUCUACCCCCGUCGUAAUAUACAUCUCCUUAGAUGAUAAUGUUCCGUUACCGAUGUCCGUUGCUCAUUUAAGCUCCAAAGAAGGCAUAUGGGUCAAAAUAAAACAUCUCCAUCGGUGUUAGUACCUCCUGAGUGGAAACCAAAUGAGAUUUUGAAUCCUAUAAAGCCUUGUGUUUCUAACCUUAUCAAUUGUUUUACUAUUCCAGAUCGUUUAUAGCGGGCCUAAACUUCCCUUUGCAUCAGACCACCAUUCUCUCCCUAGAUAUCUUUCUGUGGCUUUGCAUUUGCCGAGAAUAAACAAGUUGGUUUUUGGAGUAGCAGUUUGAAGGACGGGGGAGUGGGAUUACCCUUGGUAACCUUGAUGGGGAUCCCGUGUUACCCAGAAGGCUAUGCACCGCAGAUCUCUAAUCAUUUAUGGUUACAGGUUUUUCAUAGGAUUUGUCGUAAUCAGUGUGACACCCUUAGAGCACUUACUGAGCUAGCAGUCUAGAGAAGCCCCUGGCAAUCAAUACAAUCGCAGGAAGCAAGUCCAAAUAUAUACAUAUAUAUAUAUAUUGAUAGCCAAGUAUGCCAGCAAAUGAGCUAGCCUUGUACAAGUUUGCCAAAUAACCUAGAAUAGCAUACGCUCAUGUUCUGGAUAUCACUGAAAGCAUUCAAAGAGCAUGGUUUUAAGUAACUGAACUUCCAGUUUUCUUGAAACAAUAGUGCUUGAUAGAAUAUUUCAUUAUUUACAUUUUACUCUUGUGAAUGGGCGCUCCCAUUCUGUGUAUGUAACCCUAGUUAUUUCUCAACAGGUGCGUUUGAAGUAAUUAAAGCCAGUUAAGUCUGUGGUGAUCUAAAAGAACAUUGUAACCAUAAA